AUGCGUCCCCUGGCUCUGGCCAGCGAGGUGGGAGACGGAACCCCGAGCCGGCGGGGCAGGGCCCAGCAGAUACUGGUGCUGCAGCAGAAGCUGCUGGAGCUUCAAGAUCAGCUCAAGGGCCGGCAGCGAGGACAGAACGGCGUGUGGUUUGUGUCGGCGGGGGGAAUAGAGCGCAGAGACGGAGACGGCAGGGCCGCGGCGGCGCUGCGACAGCUGGAGCGGGACAGGCGCUGCAAGCACGAGCAGGCCUGCCAACAGCUGGAGAGCACGGCCGCCCAGCUGGAGGCGGCGCGGGGCAGGGAGGGGGCGUGCCGGGCGCGCGCCAGGACCCUGGAGGCGGAGCUGGCCUGCUCGCGGGGGCAGCUGUCCUCCCUGCUCCAGAGGGACCGCAGCCACGACCGGCGGCUGGCCGAACUCGCCGAUCAGUUAUCUGCAGUAGAGAAGAAACUGUCAGAAAAACAACAAGAAAUCCAAAAUUUAGAGAGAUCAUGGCAAGCUGAAAAACAAACACUGAUGCAAGACAUUAUCAAGAAAAAUGCCAAGAUUGAAGAGUUGCAGUCCUAUUUGGUUACAAAAAAUAUUUCUGCUGAAACACCAAGAGAAGAAGCCAGAUCUUCAACAGACACGACUGCGGUGCUCUGUCGGUGGCGAGGGAGGCAGAGAGGGCGCGCCUGCUGGAACUUGUCGCAGUUCUGAAUCAGCGUUUGGACAGUCAGCGGCAACAAGUCACCCAAGC
Molecule: messenger RNA, 736 nt
Organism: Bacillus rossius redtenbacheri
Lineage: Eukaryota; Metazoa; Arthropoda; Insecta; Phasmatodea; Bacillidae
Exons: 6
Coding region: 1-696 (231 amino acids)
Biological process (GO): cytoplasmic microtubule organization; non-motile cilium assembly
Cellular component (GO): centriolar satellite
Source: RefSeq, a predicted model, not a curated record